AUGGAAAUGCAUAUAUUCAAGAAGUCGAAACAUCUCGGCCAAGAUGGAGCAAUUGAUGUCCAGAGAAUGAGUUCUCUCAUCGAUCGCCCUCUGCCUCUACCCUCGGAAUUAUUUCUCAUCAUACUGAAAUUCCUGGAGAAAGAGAGAGACAUCAAUUCACUAUGCCGAACAAAUCGACAAUUAUACGCUCUUCUGAAUCCAUACCUCUAUCGAGUCAACGCUCGGAAUUCAAGAAGCUCGGCGCUGAUAUGGGCUUCCAAACGGGGAGCUGAAGUCACAGCUCGGAUUUCAAUACAAGAAGGGGCUGAUGUAGAACUUAUGGAUUACGAUCGCCAAACCCCAUUAUCUUUAGCCGCGUUAAGUGGUCAUGUGGGGAUGGUGCAGCUUUUACUGGGGGCUGGAGCGGAUGUGGAUUCAAAGGAUAGUUCGGAUCAAAGACCAUUAUGUCUAGCUGCAGCAAAUGGCCAUAAGGUCGUGGUACAGAUUUUACUUGGGACUGGAGCGGGUGUGGACUUAAAGGACGCCUGGGGUCGAACACCAUUAGGUCUAGCCGCAGCAAAUGGCCAUGAGGCGGUGGUGCAGCUUUUACUUGGUGCUGGAGCGGAUGUGGACUUAAAGGACGCCAAGGGUCGAACACCUCUAUCCUGGGCUGUGGAAUCUGGUGAUAAGUCAGUCGCACAACUAUUACUUGGGACUGGCCAGGUAGAUGUGGACUCAAAAGAUUCUGAUGACCGGACACCGCUAUCCUGGGCCGUGGAACAUGGUCAAUAUGCGAUGGUUCUGCUAUUACUUGGGACAGGGCAGGUUGACCUGGACUCAAGGGACUACUGGGGCGCAACACCACUAUCACGGGCUGUCGAAUAUAGCCACAAGCUGGUGAUACAGAUAUUGCUUGGGACGGGCAAGGUUGACCCAGACUCAAGAGACUCUGAUGGUCGAACACCAUUAUCCUGGGCUGCGGAGAAAGGCGAUGAGGCGGAAGUAAGGCUAUUACUUGAAACCGGCAAGGUUGACCUAAACUCAAGGGACUUUGAGGAUCGAACACCAUUACACUGGGCUGUAGAGAAGGGCGAUAAGGCGGUAGUAAGUCUAUUACUUGGGACAGGGAAGAUUGACCCAGACUCAAGGGACUGCUUAGGCCGUACAUCGCUAUCCCGGGCUGCAGUUGAAGGUGAUGAGGUGGUAGUAAGGCUAUUGCUUGGGACGGGCAACGUUGACCCGGACUCAAGGGACUCCUUGGGUCGAACACCAUUAUACUGGGCUGCAGUGAUAGGCAAUGAGGUGGUAGUAAGGCUAUUGCUUGAAACUGGCAAGGUCAAGGUGGACACAGAGGACUCUGAAGGCCAAACACCUUUAUCUAUGGCUACAAUAAACGGCCACAAGGCGGUAACGCAGCUAUUACUUCGGAGCGAGAUAGAUGUCGACCAUAGAUCUGAUUAA
Molecule: messenger RNA, 1440 nt
Organism: Penicillium cosmopolitanum
Lineage: Eukaryota; Fungi; Ascomycota; Eurotiomycetes; Eurotiales; Aspergillaceae
Product: ankyrin repeat-containing protein
Exons: 1
Coding region: 1-1440 (479 amino acids)
Molecular function (GO): protein binding
Source: RefSeq, a predicted model, not a curated record